AUGAUCGCUGCUUUCAAAGCUGAAGAAGCAAGCCAGAUGCAGCUCGUUGAACGAGAAGAAAUUGAGGAUGACGAAGACUUAUUUGAAGCUAUUGAUAAAUUAAUCGCUCAAGGUAUAAAUGCCGGAGAUGUUAAGAAACUUCAAGACGCCGGUAUCUAUACAUGCAAUGGCUUGAUGAUGCAUACCAAAAAGAACCUCACUGGAAUCAAAGGUUUAUCGGAGGCCAAAGUUGACAAAAUCUGUGAAGCAGCUGAGAAGAUAGUGAAUUUCGGUUAUAUGACUGGGAGUGAUGCUCUGCUCAAGCGGAAGUCGGUGGUCCGGAUCACUACAGGGAGCCAAGCUCUUGAUGAUCUCCUAGAAGGUGGAAUCGAAACUUCAGCAAUCACAGAAGCUUUUGGGGAGUUUAGGUCUGGGAAAACACAACUGGCGCAUACCCUCUGUGUCUCCACACAGCUUCCUACGAACAUGAAAGGCGGGAAUGGCAAGGUGGCUUACAUUGACACCGAAGGAACUUUCCGACCAGAUCGGAUUGUCCCAAUAGCAGAAAGAUUUGGAAUGGAUCCGGGAGCUGUGCUUGACAAUAUCAUUUAUGCCCGUGCUUAUACCUACGAACAUCAAUACAACCUGCUUCUGGGGCUAGCGGCAAAAAUGUCUGAAGAACCAUUCAAGCUUCUAAUCGUUGACUCAGUCAUUGCUCUAUUCCGAGUGGAUUUCACCGGAAGAGGCGAACUCGCCGAGCGACAGCAAAAACUAGCACAGAUGCUUUCUCGGCUCAUCAAAAUCGCCGAGGAAUUCAACGUCGCUGUCUACAUGACCAACCAAGUGAUAGCCGAUCCAGGAGGAGGAGUGUUCAUAUCGGAUCCAAAGAAGCCAGCGGGAGGGCAUGUGCUCGCUCACGCGGCCACGAUCAGGCUAAUGUUCAGGAAAGGCAAAGGCGAGCAACGUGUGUGUAAAGUGUUUGAUGCUCCAAAUCUCCCCGAGGCUGAAGCAAUAUCCUUUCACAAACUCAAUACACACACACAUAUACACAGACAAGGAGACAUUCCUUUUUUUCACAUUUUUGGUUCACCAAUGUGAAUUUUCCUUAACAGAGUUUGGCACAUUUUCCAGAUAACCCCAGGAGGAGUUGCAGAUGCAAAGGACUAAAACCGAAAGAACAGCU
Tarenaya hassleriana is the source of this 1162-nucleotide messenger RNA. RefSeq names its product meiotic recombination protein DMC1 homolog. NCBI's taxonomy places the organism in Eukaryota, Viridiplantae, Streptophyta, Magnoliopsida, Brassicales, Cleomaceae. The record is from RefSeq and is a predicted model, not a curated record. Gene Ontology annotation, cellular component: condensed nuclear chromosome; nucleus. Bases 1 to 1077 code for a protein of 358 amino acids. Gene Ontology annotation, molecular function: ATP binding; DNA strand exchange activity; double-stranded DNA binding. The transcript has 14 exons. Gene Ontology annotation, biological process: mitotic recombination; DNA strand invasion; reciprocal meiotic recombination.